AUGAAAUGCGUGAGGGAUUUGGUUUCAUGGAGUUCGGUUGUCACGUGUUAUGUUGAGAAUGGACGACCGGGAGAAGGGUUGGAGAUGUUGCCUUGGAUGGUUUCUGAGGGGAUUGUACCAGACUCGGUUACGAUGCUUGGCAUAGCUGAGGCAGGUGAUAAAGUUGGUUGUUUGAGGGUGGUGAGGUCAGUGCAUGGAUAUGUGAUCAGGAAAGAGAUGGCUGGUGAUGCAAGUGUGAGGAACUCUCUUAUUGUUAUGUACAGUCAGUGUGGUUACUUGCGUGGAGCAAAAGGGGUGUUUGAAAGUGUUGCUGAUCAAAGUACUGCUUGUUGGACUUCAAUGAUUUCGUCUUGUAAUCAAAACGGACGCUUUGAGGAGGCUAUUGAUGCUUUUAAGAAAAUGCAGGAAUCGGAAGUGGAAGUUAAUGAAGUGACGAUGAUUAGUGUUCUUUGUUGCUGUGCUAGGUUAGGCUGCUUGAAAGAGGGGAAGUCAGUUCAUUGCUUUAUUUUGAGGAGAGAAAUGGAUGGUGCUGAUCUUGAUCUAGGGCCUGCGCUCAUGCAUUUCUAUUCUGCGUGUUGGAAAAUAAGCAGUUGUGAAAAGAUUCUUUGUUUAAUUGGAAACAGCACUGUUGUAUCAUGGAACACACUCAUACCAAUUUAUGCGCUGGAAGGUUUGAACGAGGAGGCCAUGGUUCUCUUUGCAUGUAUGUUGGAAAAGGGGCUAAUGCUUGAUUCAUUUAGUCUUUGCAUGUAUGCUGGUUCAAUACGAUUUGGACAGCAGAUACACGGCCAUGUCACGAAAAGAGGCUUCGUGGAUGAAUUUGUUCAGAACUCCUUGAUGGAUAUGUAUUCAAAAUGUGGUUUUGUGGAUUUGGCAUACACAAUUUUUGAAAAGAUGAAGGAGAAAAGCAUGGUGACAUGGAACUGUUAUUUUGAGAAAGGAAAAUGGAUUCACCAUAAGCUCAUUGUCUCUGGUUUGCAGAAGGAUCUUUACAUUGAUACAUCUCUGGUUGACAUGUAUGCCAAAUGUGGAGACCUUAAAACGGCUCAAGGUGUUUUCAAUAGCAAGUCGAAGAAAAGUGUGGUAUCAUGGAGUGCCAUGAUUGCUGCAUAUGGCAUACAUGGUCAAAUAACUUUUGCCACCACCCUCUUUAGUAAAAUGGUAGAGUCACAUAUUAAACCAAACGAGGUAACCUUCAUAAAUAUCUUAUCUGCCUGUAGGCAUGUCGGAUCAGUGGAAGAAGGGAAGUUCUAUUUUAACUCAAUGAGGGAUUAUGACAUGUAA
Glycine soja is the source of this 1284-nucleotide messenger RNA. RefSeq names its product putative pentatricopeptide repeat-containing protein At1g69350, mitochondrial. NCBI's taxonomy places the organism in Eukaryota, Viridiplantae, Streptophyta, Magnoliopsida, Fabales, Fabaceae. Bases 1 to 1284 code for a protein of 427 amino acids. The record is from RefSeq and is a predicted model, not a curated record. Gene Ontology annotation, biological process: RNA modification. The transcript has 2 exons. Gene Ontology annotation, molecular function: protein binding; RNA binding.